Molecule: messenger RNA, 1623 nt
Organism: Ictidomys tridecemlineatus (thirteen-lined ground squirrel)
Lineage: Eukaryota; Metazoa; Chordata; Mammalia; Rodentia; Sciuridae
Source: RefSeq, a predicted model, not a curated record
CAUUGUGUCAGCUCCUUACAGGUGCCUAUACUGAUCAUCUCCAGGACCUUUUAAGUAUCUUCCCAUCCCUAUCUGUGCAUUUCCUGUAUUUGUGUAUUAUUUGACACAUAGUAGACACUCAGUAAAUAUGCUAUACAAAACCCGCUUUGGGGGCUAGGGAUAUAGCUCAGUUGAUAUGCACAAGGACCUGGGUUUAAUCCCCAGCACUACAAAAGGAAAACAAAAUGUCAAAAUCUGCUUUUUGAAAUUAUCUUAAAAGGUUGAAUAUUGGUCAUUCCACAUGGUCCACUGAAGAAGCAAACAAAAUAAUAUUAUUGAGUAUCAGUAAUUACCAGUAUCAGACAAUGUUAUAAGUGCUUUUGGUUUAUCUCAUUUAAUCCUUAAAACUUAUAGACAUCAUUAUUAACCAUAACUUAAAAGUUCUUUUAGAAAGUCUAGACUCAGGUUAAAUAAUUUGCCCAAGAUCACACGGGCAGGGUGUAAAUUCUAUAUCUGCUUGCCAUAACUGAAGGGCUUCUCCCUCCCUGCAGACAAUGCUGAGCAAGGGUCUGAAGCGCAAGCGGGAGGAGGAGGAGGAGGAAGAGAAGAAGGAGGAAAAGGAGAAGGAAAAGGAAACCCUGGCAGUCGACGCCUGGUGGCUGGAUCCUGGCCACCCAGCAGUGGCACAGGCACCCCCAGCUGUGGCCUCCAGCUCCCUCUUUGACCUCUCUGUGAUCAAACUUCACCACAGCCUGCGACAGAGUGAACCAGACCUACGGCACCUGGUGCUGGUGGUGAACACCCUGCGGCGUAUCCAAGCAUCCAUGGCACCCACAGUUGCCUUGCCAUCUGUGCCCAACCCACCCCCGGCCCCCAGCAUGGAUGAUAACCUCCUGGCCAGCUCUGAUGCCGCCCUCUCGGCCUCUGUGGCCAGCCUCCUGGAGGACCUCAGCCACAUUGAGGACCUUAACCAGGCUCCACAACCACCAGCAGAUGAGGGGCCUCCAGGCCGCCCCAUUGGAGGAGCCCCACCCAGUUUGGGUGCCUUGGACCUGCUAGGCCCAGCCACUGGCUGUCUGUUGGACGAUGGGCUUGAAGGCCUAUUUGAGGACAUUGACACCUCCAUGUAUGACAGUGAACUUUGGGCACCAGCCUCUGAGGGUUUCAAACCUGGCCCUGAGGAUGAGCCAGGCAAAGAGGAGGCUCCAGAGUUGGAUGAGGCUGAGCUGGACUACCUCAUGGACGUGCUGGUGGGCACACAGGCAUUGGAGCGGCCGCCGGGGCCAGGGCGUUGACCCCCAGGGCUGGGAUGGUUGUCUGGCACCUGAAUCGAGCCUGAUGGCUGGACCAAUCCCCCUUGGAAAGACAUAGCUGGCUCCCUAGCACAGACAGGGGGGGCUUGGGCCUCUUUGGAGAGAAUGAAUCCAGUCCUGGGCACAUUACAUGUGUCUUCUUUUGUUGAGGCUGGUGGAAGAGGACUGACCCCUAGUGAUGGAAUGACAGGGCCUGGUGGCUGGAGUGUGAUUGGGUCAGGCCCCAUGCUGGACUGAAUCCUGUGGGGUCACAGCCUGGGCUAUUCCUUCCCGAAUAUGGGAGGAGAUAGCAACUCAUUUUUUGAAAUUAAAACCAGGCCCUAGGAAGUCU